This is a messenger RNA of Pteronotus mesoamericanus, 6680 nucleotides long. It is a transcript of the gene SLIT2, whose product is annotated as slit guidance ligand 2. Lineage: Eukaryota; Metazoa; Chordata; Mammalia; Chiroptera; Mormoopidae. Gene Ontology annotation, molecular function: calcium ion binding; Roundabout binding; heparin binding. The record is from RefSeq and is a predicted model, not a curated record. Gene Ontology annotation, biological process: axon guidance. The transcript is spliced from 37 exons. Bases 1441 to 6033 code for a protein of 1530 amino acids.
CCGCCGGGAGAGGUGAAGGGGCCAGAAGGAGACAGGCUGCCCGGGACUGCGGACGCCGAGUCAGGUGCAGCGCCAGGAGCUCGGCGUCGCGACGUCGGCAGGACUCCCACCGUGGCCGUGGCUGGCCGGAUUCAAAGCCUGGGAAAAGUUCCUGCACUUUGAAAAGGAGGACCCACUUGUGGGCGGCUGUCGAGGGGGGGCGAGGGGCUGCGCCUGCCCGGGAGCCUGCUCUUGUUUCUUCUACCUUUGCCAUCAGGUGUCUGCUGCGGAGCUGCGCCGUAUCCGGGAGACGAGAGGGGCUGACACGCGCGCACACGGGACUGCCAUUUAGCUGCCUCCUGGGCUCUCUUCGGAGUAACGAGUCCCACUGGCCCAACUGCCACCUCGCCAUCUCCCCAGGACACCCCGGCAGGACCCAGGAAGAGGACACUUCCACCUUGACCUUUCCACUCCUUCAGGCGGGCCUGCCAGCAGCUCCCUGCAGUCCUUGCAGAAGCUCUGGUCCUCAACUUGGCCUCUUGGAUUUCCUCUGCCAGGGUCCUGACUAGUGGAUAUCACUGCCGGCUGCGGCGGCCCCAUUGCCCUUUUGUCUUUUCUGCUUGACCUCGGGGAAGGCCCCGGUGCGGAGCGUCGCCAAGGACGCCAGGCGGGAGGCGGGAUUGUGGAGACAUCAUUCAGUGAAGUGCAUGUGUAUUUGCAAACCGCUCUGGGCUGUCGGGAGACGGCGAAGACCGGUCUGGGCUGCCGAGGAGCCACAGGCCGGGGGGGAAGCCGCGUGAGUGAGCCACGCUGGGCGCAGCGCAGCGCCUCCCUGCGCCCCCCGGGCUGCGCGCCGCCCCGUGCGCCCCCGAGCGCCAUGCCCAAUCGCCCGGCGCGCUCGGCUCCCGGCCCACGGGGCUCCUGCGCCUUCUAGCUUCCGAGAGCCCACUUUAAUCAAGGCCACCAUUCCUAUUGAGACCCCUUCUUCUGCCUCUUACCCUCCCCGCCGGAAUCGGAUUUGCAGAGGGGGUCGUGGAAUCCGAGCAGCCCCCUUCCCCGCGCAACUGGCUCCUGCAUUUUCGCUGCUAUUGGAAGCUCCAGCUUUUUUUUUUUUUUUACCGCCAAGUUGAUCUUUGCGACGCGUGAUCUCCUGUCGGCUGCUCUGGGGUCUUCCUGCAACCUUGGCCAGGCAGAUUAAUCUUCAGGACCUAAAGUUGCCCAAGGAGCGCCUGCCUUGCUCGAGGAGGGUGGAGGGGAGGUGGGAGGCGUGUACCUGUGUCAGCUCUUCUACCUUGAAUAUUAUAACUGUUACUUCCAUAUUAUUUUGUGCACAUCUACCCGGACCCUCUGGGUUGCUAGCCCUGCACCAGACACUGGGCCUCAGCCACAGCGCAGUUUGCGCCGAGCAACGUGCUGAAAAGAAACCCCCGGCACUGGCGAGCGAGGGGGCGGCAAGGAAAGAUGCGCGGCGUCGGCUGGCAGACGCUGUCCCUGUCUCUGGGGUUAAUGCUGGCGAUCCUGAACGAGGUGGCGUCUCAAGCGUGUCCGGCGCAAUGCUCCUGCUCGGGCAGCACAGUGGACUGUCACGGGCUGGCGCUGCGCAGCGUGCCCAGGAAUAUCCCCCGCAACACCGAGAGGCUGGAUUUGAAUGGAAAUAACAUCACACGGAUUACCAAAAUGGACUUUGCUGGUCUUAGACAUCUAAGAGUUCUUCAGCUAAUGGAGAAUAAGAUCAGCACCAUCGAAAGGGGAGCGUUCCAGGAUCUGAAAGAACUGGAGAGACUGCGUUUAAACAGAAAUCACCUUCAGCUGUUUCCAGAGUUGCUGUUUCUUGGGACUUCGAAGCUAUACAGGCUAGAUCUCAGUGAAAACCAAAUUCAGGCAAUUCCAAGGAAGGCUUUCCGUGGAGCAGUUGACAUUAAAAAUUUGCAACUGGAUUACAACCAGAUCAGCUGUAUAGAAGAUGGGGCAUUUAGGGCUCUCCGGGACCUGGAAGUGCUCACUCUCAACAAUAACAACAUUACCAGACUUUCUGUGGCAAGUUUCAACCAUAUGCCUAAACUUAGAACUUUUCGCCUGCAUUCCAACAACCUGUACUGUGACUGCCACCUGGCCUGGCUCUCUGACUGGCUGCGUCAGAGGCCCCGCGUGGGCCUCUACACCCAGUGCAUGGGCCCGUCCCACCUGAGGGGCCAUAAUGUAGCUGAGGUUCAAAAACGAGAGUUUGUCUGCAGUGGUCACCAGUCAUUUAUGGCUCCUUCUUGCAGUGUUUUGCAUUGUCCAGCUGCUUGCACCUGUAGCAACAAUAUCGUAGACUGUCGUGGGAAAGGUCUCACUGAGAUUCCCACGAAUCUGCCUGAGACUAUCACCGAAAUACGUCUGGAACAGAACUCAAUCAAGGUCAUCCCUCCUGGAGCUUUCUCACCAUAUAAAAAGCUCAGAAGAAUCGACCUGAGCAAUAAUCAGAUCUCUGAACUGGCACCAGAUGCUUUCCAAGGACUGCGCUCCCUGAACUCACUUGUUCUCUAUGGAAAUAAAAUCACAGAACUCCCAAAAAGUUUAUUUGAAGGAUUAUUUUCCUUACAGCUACUAUUGUUGAAUGCCAACAAGAUAAACUGCCUUCGGGUAGAUGCCUUCCAGGAUCUGCACAACUUGAACCUUCUGUCCUUAUAUGACAACAAGCUUCAGACCAUCGCAAAGGGGACCUUUUCACCUCUCCGGGCCAUUCAGACCAUGCAUUUGGCCCAGAACCCCUUUAUUUGUGACUGCCAUCUCAAGUGGCUGGCGGAUUACCUCCACACCAACCCUAUCGAGACCAGUGGUGCACGCUGCACCAGCCCUCGGCGUCUGGCAAACAAAAGAAUUGGACAGAUCAAAAGCAAGAAAUUUCGUUGUUCAGCUAAAGAACAGUAUUUCAUUCCAGGUACAGAAGAUUAUCGAUCAAAAUUAAGUGGGGACUGCUUUGCAGAUCUGGCUUGCCCUGAAAAGUGCCGCUGUGAAGGGACCACAGUUGAUUGCUCCAAUCAAAAGCUCACCAAAAUCCCAGACCACAUUCCCCAGUACACGGCAGAACUGCGUCUCAAUAAUAAUGAAUUCACAGUGUUGGAAGCUACAGGGAUCUUCAAGAAACUUCCUCAGUUGCGUAAAAUAAACUUUAGCAACAAUAAAAUCACAGACAUUGAAGAGGGAGCUUUCGAAGGAGCCUCUGGUGUAAAUGAAAUACUGCUCACAAGUAAUCGCUUGGAAAAUGUGCAGCAUAAGAUGUUCAAGGGAUUGGAAAGUCUCAAAACUUUGAUGUUGAGAAGUAAUCGCAUAAGCUGUGUAGGGAAUGACAGCUUCAUAGGACUGAGUUCUGUGCGUCUGCUUUCUUUAUAUGAUAAUCAAAUUACUACAGUUGCACCAGGGGCCUUUGACACUCUCCAUUCUUUAUCUACUCUAAACCUCUUGGCCAAUCCUUUUAAUUGUAACUGCUACCUGGCCUGGUUGGGAGAAUGGCUCAGGAAGAAAAGAAUUGUCACGGGCAAUCCUCGAUGUCAGAAACCAUACUUCCUCAAAGAAAUCCCCAUCCAGGAUGUGGCCAUUCAAGACUUCACGUGCGAUGAUGGAAAUGAUGACAACAGCUGUUCCCCUCUCUCCCGCUGCCCCACCGAGUGUACCUGCUUGGAUACCGUGGUCCGAUGUAGCAAUAAGGGCUUGAAGGUCUUGCCCAAAGGAAUUCCAAGAGAUGUUACUGAGCUGUAUCUGGAUGGGAAUCAGUUUACACUGAUUCCUAAGGAACUCUCAAACUACAAACAUUUAACCCUUAUAGACUUAAGCAACAACCGAAUAAGCACCCUUUCUAACCAGAGCUUCAGCAACAUGACCCAGCUCCUCACUUUGAUUCUUAGCUACAACCGUCUGAGAUGUAUUCCUCCUCGAACCUUCGAUGGAUUGAAGUCUCUUCGAUUACUUUCUUUACAUGGAAAUGACAUUUCUGUUGUGCCUGAAGGUGCUUUCAAUGAUCUUUCUGCAUUAUCACACCUAGCAAUUGGAGCCAACCCUCUUUACUGCGACUGUCACAUGCAGUGGUUAUCUGACUGGGUCAAGUCAGAAUACAAAGAACCAGGAAUCGCUCGCUGUGCUGGACCUGGAGAAAUGGCAGAUAAACUGUUACUCACAACUCCAUCCAAAAAAUUCACGUGUCAAGGUCCCGUGGAUGUGACUAUUUUAGCUAAAUGUAAUCCCUGCUUAUCAAAUCCCUGUAAAAAUGAUGGCACCUGUAACAAUGAUCCCGUCGACUUUUAUCGCUGCACCUGCCCAUAUGGUUUCAAGGGACAAGACUGCGACGUCCCGAUUCAUGCAUGCAUCAGUAACCCCUGCAAGCAUGGAGGGACCUGCCACUUAAAAGAAGGAGAAAAAGAUGGAUUCUGGUGUAUUUGUGCUGAUGGAUUUGAAGGAGAGCAUUGUGAAAUCAACGUUGAUGACUGUGAAGAUAACGACUGUGAAAAUAACUCUACGUGUGUCGAUGGGAUUAAUAACUACACAUGCCUUUGCCCACCUGAGUACACAGGCGAGUUGUGUGAGGAGAAGCUGGACUUUUGUGCCCAGGACCUGAACCCUUGCCAGCACAACUCCAAGUGCAUCCUGACGCCAAAGGGAUUCAAGUGUGACUGCACACCAGGAUACAUAGGCGAGCACUGUGAUGUGGAUUUCGACGACUGCCAAGAUCACAAGUGUAAAAACGGAGCCCACUGCACGGACGCCGUGAAUGGCUAUACGUGCACCUGCCCCGACGGUUACAGUGGCUUGUUCUGUGAAUUUGCUCCACCCAUGGUCCUCCCUCGAACCAGCCCCUGCGAUAACUUCGAUUGUCAGAACGGAGCUCAGUGUAUCAUCAGGAUAAACGAGCCAAUAUGCCAGUGUUUGCCUGGCUACCAGGGGGAGAAGUGUGAAAAGUUGGUUAGUGUGAAUUUUGUAAACAAAGAGUCCUAUCUUCAAAUUCCUUCGGCCAAGGUUCGGCCUCAAACGAACAUCACGCUUCAGAUCGCUACAGAUGAAGACAGCGGCAUCCUCCUGUAUAAGGGGGACAAAGACCAUAUCGCGGUGGAACUCUACCGGGGACGCGUCCGUGCCAGCUAUGACACCGGCUCUCACCCGGCUUCUGCCAUUUACAGUGUGGAGACGAUCAAUGAUGGAAACUUUCACAUUGUGGAACUACUCGCCCUGGAUCAGAGUCUCUCCCUCUCCGUGGAUGGAGGGAGCCCCAAAAUCAUCACCAACUUGUCAAAGCAGUCCACUCUGAACUUUGAUUCCCCACUUUACGUAGGAGGCAUGCCCGGGAAAAACCACGUGGCUGCGGCCCUGCGCCAGGCCCCCGGGCAGAACGGCACCAGCUUCCACGGCUGCAUCCGCAACCUCUACAUCAACAGUGAGCUGCAGGACUUCCGCAAGGUGCCCAUGCAAACCGGCAUCUUGCCCGGCUGCGAGCCAUGCCACAAGAAGGUGUGUGCCCACGGCACGUGCCAGGCCGGCAGCCCAUCAGGCUUCACCUGCGAGUGCGAGGAAGGAUGGACGGGGCCCCUCUGUGACCAGAGGACCAAUGACCCCUGUCUUGGAAAUAAAUGUGUGCAUGGCACCUGCCUGCCCAUCAACGCCUUCUCCUAUAGCUGUAAGUGCCUGGAGGGCCAUGGGGGCGUCCUCUGUGAUGAAGAGGAAGAUCUGUUCAACCCCUGCCAGGCCAUCAAGUGCAAGCAUGGGAAAUGCAGGCUCUCGGGACUGGGCCAGCCCUACUGCGAAUGCAGCAGUGGAUACACUGGGGACAGCUGUGACCGAGAAGUCUCUUGUCAAGGGGAGCGGAUUAGAGAUUACUACCAAAAGCAGCAGGGCUAUGCCGCUUGCCAGACAACUAAGAAAGUCUCCCGCCUGGAAUGCAGGGGCGGGUGUGCCGCAGGGCAGUGCUGUGGACCCCUGAGGAGCAAGCGGCGGAAAUAUUCUUUCGAAUGCACUGACGGGUCCUCCUUUGUGGACGAGGUCGAGAAGGUGGUCAAGUGCGGCUGUACCAGGUGCACCUCCUAACCGCCUCCCUGGCCGCUCUUGUCUUUGGAAGAUCUUGUCUCCUCCUUGACCAUGUUGGACUCAUGAAAGCUUCAUAGUGGAAAUAUUUGAAAUAUAUUGUAAAAUAAAGAACAGACUUAUUUUUAUUAUGAGAAUAAAGACUUUUUUUCUGCAUUUGGAAAAAAAAAAUAGAGAUGCUUGAACUACAGCUUCCCCGACGCUGGAGAAGUGUGAAGGCAGAUAACCCCGGAGGCGCGAGAAUGACAUCGGGAGCCGCGGCGGCUCGGGUCCAUCCCUGGAACACUCUGAAGACAAGCAGAAGCACACAUACACACAAGGGAGGCUCAAGCUAUGGCGCACUGAUGUGAACGUGCCCUCGCCCGCGUCUCUUGUGUUCACGAGGACAGACCAAGCACAUGCGUGUGAGUGAGGAGGCAAGGCAGAGGAAUGGGACCCAGCACCCACAGAGAGAACAAACGGAUGAGAAGUAUUUGGUGCAAAACACAGAGUCCCAACAACCUGGGUUCCAUUUGUGAGAGAAGACGGGGAUGCUAAAAUUUUAUCUUCUUUUUAAAUGUCAGCAUGUUAGCAGAAGAAGCACACAAAAGUGUUUAUCUACCGUUUUCCAGUAUUAAUUUUUUUGUAAUAUAAAUGAUAAAAGAGAUGAU